Molecule: messenger RNA, 2358 nt
Organism: Centropristis striata (black sea bass)
Lineage: Eukaryota; Metazoa; Chordata; Actinopteri; Perciformes; Serranidae
Product: nuclear factor 7, brain-like
Exons: 1
Coding region: 225-1625 (466 amino acids)
Molecular function (GO): zinc ion binding; protein binding
Source: RefSeq, a predicted model, not a curated record
CACACGCUGAGAGACGGACGAUCAGAUUCAGCUUCAGACUAAAACCUCCACUUUGACUGAAAGAGGACGACUUCAGGAGGUUACUGGGAACACUGGAACAGCUCCACUUCACCCAGCUGCCGAAUCCACAAACUGAACGACAGUUUUACAGGAAAGUAACUUUGAGAGAACAGGGAGUGGCUGAGCUGUUUGUCUGCUGUGUUUCAGCUUCACUCAGAGACUAAAUGGCUUCCAAGUUAGAGGAGGAUCUCUGCUGUUCUGUCCGUCAGGACAUCUUUAAAGAUCCUGUUGUCCUGUCAUGCAGCCACAGCUUCUGUAGAGACUGUCUGCAGAGCUGGUGGACGGGGAAACAAACCAGAGAGUGUCCGGUCUGUAGGAAAAGAUCUUCAAACAGUCCUCCACCUUGUGAUUUGGCGUUAAAGAAGCUGUGUGAGAGUUUCUUACAGGAGAGAGAUCAGAGAGCUUCAGAGUCUCUCUGCAGUCUGCACUCUGAGACACUCAAACUCUUCUGUCUGGACCAUCAGCAGCUAGUGUGUCUCGUCUGCAGAGACUCAGAAGAACACUCCAACCACAGAUUCAGACCCAUCGAUGAAGCUGCACAACAACACAAGAAGGAACUUCAGGAAACUCUGAAGCCUUUAAAGAAGAAGUUAGAGGUUUUUAAAGAAGUUAAAGAGGAGUUUGAUCAAGCAGCAGAACACAUUCAGGACCAGGCCCGACGCACAGAGACGCAGAUUAAGGAGCAGUUUAAGAAGCUUCACCAGUUUCUAGAAGAGGAAGAGGAGGCCAGGAUGGCUGCACUGAGGGAGGAAGAGGAGCAGAACAGUCAGAUGAUGGAGGAGAAGAUGGAGGCUCUGAGCAGAGAGAUAGCAGCUCUUUCAGACACAGUCAGAGCCACAGAGGACGAGCUGAGAGCUGAACACGUCUCAUUCCUCAACAACUACAAGGCUGCAGUGGAAAGAGUCCAGCAGCGCCCCCUGCUGGAGGAUCCACAGCUGCCCUCAGGAGCUCUGAUAGACCAGGCCAAACACCUGGGCAACCUGGCCUUCAACAUCUGGAACAAGAUGAAGGACAUGGUCUCCUAUAGUCCUGUUGUUCUGGACCCAAACACUGCUGGUCCAGACCUCAUCCUGUCUGAAGAUCUGACCAGUCUGAGAGUAGGAGAAGAAGAACAGGAGCUUCCUGAUAAUCCAGAGAGGAUUGAUUAUUACUCUGUUCUGGGCUCUGAGGGAUUUAACUCAGGGACUCACAGCUGGGAGGUCGAGAUUGGAGACAAUACAUGCUGGGAUCUGGGUGUGUUAGCAGAGUCUGUCCAGAGGAGACGAGGCCUUUGGUCUGAAUUAUGGAGAAUAUGGUUCUAUGGAGAUAAAUACUUAUCAAAGUCACCAUCAGAGGAAGAAACUGUUCUCGUAGUGCAGAAGGAGCUCCAGAGGAUCAGAGUGGAUCUGGACUGGAACAGAGGAAAGCUGUCCUUCUCUGAUGUUGACACUAACACACACAUACACACCUUCACACACACUUUCACUGAGAAGAUGUUUCCAUAUUUUUCCAGUUUUGAUCAGAACAAUACCCCACUGCAGGUUUUACCAGUGAAGGUCUCUGUGGCUGCAGGACAGCAGGAAUAGACGAUCAGCAUCGUCCUGAAGUCUUUGAGGAACAUGUGACCACGUUGUCCUUGUGAUGUUUGUUUGUCAGUGUGAGGAAAUGAUGUCAGACGAGCUGUCAAUCACUCUGUGACUGGCAGGCGUCUCUGUGGUUUCCUGUUCCAUUAUUGAUCAAUUCUGUAAAAACUUUGUUCUCAUUGAUUGUUUUUUGUUUAUUGGUGUUCAAGAGCAAAAAAUACUCUCAACUAUAAGUUAUUUAACAGAUAAUUAAUUAAAAAGGUAAUUUACAGUUGUACAGUAAUAUUUGUAAUUAAAGUAAUUCAUUUUAUGGCAUUUGCACUGUUAAUUCAUUAUUGGGCUUUUAUUGUGAAGGGCCAGGGCAGGUUUGUGGCAGUGGGCAUGGCUUCAUGUACGGCGGCUGACAGUAACCAGAAACCCCACAUUCAGAGCAGAGAAAUAUCCAUACUGUGAUUUGGUUUCAGAAACUUUUGACAUUUAGUAGAUUUGUGUAUUUUGUGCGAUUGUAUGGCAGCAAUUGUGUUGUGUUGCCUGCUGAGAAAGUGUUGCCCCUUAUUGUGAAUCUAGAGUGUCAGCCGUCCAUCCUCUGAACGCUCUAGGUCUCUAGUUUGUGGUUGUAACGUUUCAUGAGGCUGAUUAUCCUAGAGGUCACAGCAGCUCAUUUUAUACACUGAGCUCAAGUUUCACUCACUAACAUCAUCACACAUGAAGAACAUUGGGCUCGUUGAAUCCACAU